Messenger RNA from Dinoponera quadriceps, 374 nucleotides. RefSeq lists its product as uncharacterized. NCBI's taxonomy places the organism in Eukaryota, Metazoa, Arthropoda, Insecta, Hymenoptera, Formicidae. Bases 55 to 357 code for a protein of 100 amino acids. The transcript has 2 exons. The record is from RefSeq and is a predicted model, not a curated record.
CCCAGCUGCGGUGCCAAAUCGCAGAAAAAGCUCGUCAUCGCUACAACAUCAGACAUGGAUAACUGUCGUAAUCGCCACAUCCCCGAUACAAAGGUUUUUCUUUUCACGAGGUUUUCAGACAUAGGUGUGAAGUUUGCUGUGACAUACCGGACAAGACAUAGCACAGAUUUUCAUACACCGAAUCAGACCACUAACAACGACCUGGAGUGUGAAACCAGUCACCAUUUGUCAAGUAGGCAGAUUGGUUGUAAUACACGGGAUACCUCAUCGGAAUGCUUUUCUCUUCAAAAUGUUCGUUUCCGCGCAAUUCUAUCACAUACAACAAUAUGGCAAAAUUCUGUAACAUUUUGUAAAUAAUAUUUCUGCCCACCCGA